Hippocampus comes (tiger tail seahorse) is the source of this 1250-nucleotide messenger RNA. It is a transcript of the gene psmd7, whose product is annotated as proteasome 26S subunit, non-ATPase 7. Bases 43 to 1023 code for a protein of 326 amino acids. Gene Ontology annotation, biological process: proteasome-mediated ubiquitin-dependent protein catabolic process. NCBI's taxonomy places the organism in Eukaryota, Metazoa, Chordata, Actinopteri, Syngnathiformes, Syngnathidae. Gene Ontology annotation, molecular function: metallopeptidase activity; protein binding. The record is from RefSeq and is a predicted model, not a curated record. Gene Ontology annotation, cellular component: proteasome regulatory particle; proteasome complex. The transcript is spliced from 8 exons.
UAAUCGUUGUUUUCAGGCGUCUGACUUAAUAGCGAAAAGAAAAUGCCGGAGCUAGCGGUGGAAAAUGUGGUCGUUCACCCGUUGGUAUUGCUCAGCGUUGUCGACCAUUUUAACAGAAUAGGCAAGGUUGGCAAUCAGAAAAGAGUGGUGGGCGUCCUCUUGGGGUCCUGGCAGAAAAAAGUACUUGAUGUUUCAAAUAGCUUUGCAGUACCGUUCGACGAAGAUGACAAGGAUGACUCCGUGUGGUUCCUGGACCACGACUACUUGGAGAACAUGUAUGGGAUGUUCAAAAAAGUUAAUGCCAGAGAAAGAAUUGUGGGGUGGUACCAUACGGGGCCCAAGUUGCACAAGAAUGACAUCGCCAUCAAUGAGCUCAUCAAGCAGUACUGUACCAAUUCUGUUUUAGUCAUUAUUGACGUGAAACCCAAAGACCUCGGCCUUCCCACAGAAGCGUACAUCUCUGUAGAAGAAAUACAUGACGAUGGAACGCCAACAUCCAAAACGUUUGAGCAUGUCACCAGCGAAAUUGGAGCUGAGGAAGCGGAAGAAGUGGGAGUGGAGCACCUGCUCAGAGAUAUCAAAGACACCACAGUGGGCACACUGUCGCAGCGCAUCACAAAUCAAGUCCACGGCCUGAAGGGGCUCAACUCCAAGCUGCUGGAAAUCCGCUCGUACCUGGAGAGGGUAGUGGCCGGCAAGCUUCCCAUCAACCACCAGAUCAUCUACCAGCUGCAGGACGUCUUCAACCUGCUGCCUGAUGUAAAUCUGCUGGAGUUCACCAAGGCCUUCUACCUGAAGACCAACGACCAGAUGCUGGUGGUCUACCUGGCAUCGCUCAUCCGCUCCGUGGUGGCCCUGCACAACCUGAUCAACAACAAGAUCUCCAACAGAGACGCCGAGAAGAAGGAGGGCCAGGAGAAGGAGGAGGGCAAAAAAGAGAAGAAGGAUGACAAGGAGAAGAAAGAGGACAAGGAGAAGGACAAAACGGACAGCGCCAAGAAAGAUGAGAAAAAGAAGAAAUGAGCGGCUCUCUGGCUAUCCGUAGGACUCUGUGGGGAAUGGUGUCAAUUGAGAUACACACACUCAUACACUCAAAGACUGUUCUUGAUGAUGAUGUUCUGAAACACGAGAACAUGUUUAUUGUGUUUUCUGAGUUGCCAUACAUCUGGUGCUGCACUGCACCUCGGCACUGUUCUUUUUUAAGAUGCUCUCUGUAUCACUUAUUAAAUUUGAAUCGGAAUCACAUUCAA